This is a messenger RNA of Coturnix japonica (Japanese quail), 2726 nucleotides long. The record is from RefSeq and is a predicted model, not a curated record. Lineage: Eukaryota; Metazoa; Chordata; Aves; Galliformes; Phasianidae.
CUACUACGAGCUGUCAGCAAUAUGUGUGUCAUUUUAUUUGACGUUCGGAUGUUGAUUUAAAAAAUAACAGUCGCUGAGUGCUUACAAUGUGUAGACCCUGAUUUCGUGUCUUUACUUGCUUAAAAGAAAAAGCCCAUCGUGCCAAAAACGGAGCUGGCACAACCGAACGGUAAGGAGCGGGCUCCCCGGCCAGCCCGUGGGCCUUCAGAAGGCGCUGCACGGGGAAAUGUCCCCUACAACUGGGAAAGCUGGGCUCUUCCGAGCAGCGCAGCUCCCGGCAGCGCAGCAGCCGUCCUCCCCAGCCCCUCUUCUGUGGCCCUGCAUCAUCUCGGCGUGCUCGGAGCCCGUUUUCUUCCACGCAAUUCCGCGUUAGCGGCGCACAACCAGAUCGUGAACUUCACGACUCUUAACCCUUUCCGUGCGCGGCUGAAAAAUCCGGGCAGGGGCUGCUGGCGGCCGGGGAAGGGCGCGGUGGGAGCGAGCGGCAGCGCCGAGCGGAGCGGCUUGCAAAUGAACGUGACUCCGAGCUGAAGUGCAAAUCCGUGGGCACGCGUUCACCUUCGCUCAGUGCUGGAGAGUUGCGUGCCUCCCCCCACGGCCGCUCUCUGCCCACCAACGCCCAUUCCUUCCCUGCGCGGUGUCUACGUGGAGAAACGAAAGGCAGUGCCCACGACCCUGACCCGGUGCCACCGGCCCUGCCCGCCCCGUGGCUCUGCUCCCCGCUCUCGGCUGUCGGAUCCAAGCGAUGCUUCCUCGUGCUUCCCCGACCCAGAGCAGCACCGUUUCGGAGCUGCGGGAGCACAUAGAGGUGCUCGCUGCAUCACCCGAGACCCGAGGAGUUAGUUCAGCAGUGGGAACUCAUUCCCUGGCUCUACACCGAGUGUUCCACGUACACAGCAAAGAGGUUCACCCCAGCCCGUACCAAUCCAUACGUGUGCAGCAGGGCCUCCCCGCCAUGCGCCCACUGCCAGAAGAGUAGCAGAGGAGUCUGAAAUGCAGAGGGAAGGCGAGAGUGAGAUGGGUGAAGCCGAACAGUAAAAAUGAAAGGAGAAAAUGGAAAAGAUAAUAAUAAUAAAAGAAAAAGAAAGAAAGAAUGGAAGGAAGGAAAGAACGGGGGAGGAAGGAAGAAAAAAAAAAAACAACUAGGAGAGUAAUAAAUCAUGAAAUAAACAGGAAUUUCGGUCCCUUCCUCAUACCGGCCCGCGAGUAGGAAGUGUUUUCGCAGUGCUGUUGUUUGUGUCCUCAGCGGGCCGAGCUGCGGGCUCCACUCUAACUGUGUGCGUUUUCUCCAGAUUCCGACACAGCACCUUCCCUCUCUCGGAGGAGCAGAAAGGCGCAGCACGGCGCGGGCAAGAAUCCCCCCUUCCCAGCGGGUUUCCUCGGCAGCUCGGAGUGUGAUUAGCAAGCCAAGGCUGUUGGAUGUAUUUAAACACCCUGCCUCUCAUUGAUUAAGAAAUGAAUGGCAGAAAUCACUCGGAGGAGCAGCCCCAGUUUAGCGGAUUGAUUUACUCGCAGUAUUGGUAAAUAUGAUCACGUGGGCUCCGCAACCAAUGGUUGAGGGUUGCAGUCUGCAAAAUACUACGAUUGUUCUCAGGGAGGGUAUCAUAUACAGUUAACAGUGUAACCUUUUAUAUGAGUAAGAGGGGAGCCUAAAAUGUCGUCUAGUGGCACCAUAAGUAACUAUUAUGUCGAUUCUCUCAUAGGCCAUGAAAGCGAAGAAGUUUACGGGAGUAGAUUCGUCCAGGGGGGUCACAGUGCGACCUCCAGGCCAUCAGGUGUGGCAGAGAAUUCCGAUUUUUCCUCCUGUAGCUUUGCACCAAAAUCCACCGUGUUCUCCACCUCUUGGUCCACGGUUCACCCGCAGCCGCCCGCGGCCAUGACCGGGAUCUACCACCCCUACAUGCACCAGCCCCACUUAGGGGCAGCCGACGCCGGCCGCUACGUGCGCUCCUGGAUCGAGCCCUUCCCGGGCUUCCCGGGCGGCGGCGGCGGCGGAGGCGGCGGCGGCUCCGGCUCCGCGUCCGGCUCGGGCUCGGGCUCGGGCUCGGGCUCCUCCGCCGGGCGCCACUACGGGAUAAAGCCGGAGACGGGAGCAACCGCCUCCUCUUCUUCCUCCUCCUCCUCCUCCUCCUCCAAAAGGACUGAGUGCUCCUCGUCCCGAGAGUCCCAGGGGAUCGCCGUGCCCGAAUACACGUGCGGCGCUUUCCUGCCGGAGCCCCGAGAGAAGGCGGCCGCCGGCAGCGCCAAGGAGCCCGCAGCCUGCAGCCACAGCCCCGGCCCCGGCGGAGAGCCGAAGGAGGAGAAGCAGCAGCAACUUGACCCAAAUAACCCCGCGGCAAACUGGAUCCACGCUCGUUCAACGAGGAAAAAGCGUUGUCCUUACACUAAGUAUCAAACUCUGGAACUGGAGAAGGAGUUUCUCUUUAAUAUGUACCUCACCCGCGACCGCAGCUACGAAGUGGCCAGGCUCCUCAACCUCACUGAGAGACAAGUCAAAAUCUGGUUUCAGAACCGAAGGAUGAAAAUGAAGAAAAUGAACAAGGAGAAAGGCAAUAAAGGAGACUAACGCCGGGGUGGGAAUGCGGCCGGGGAACGCUGCUCUGGGGCUGAGGUUGGGGCUGUAUUUUUUUAUUUGUAUUUUUAUUUUCGGUUCGGUCGGGUUUUAUGCUUCCCCUGCCCCCUCGGCCCCGCGUGCGUCUCUCCUCCCCCCCAGCCCACCCCACCCC